GAGAGAGAGAGAGAGAGAGAGAGAGAGAGAGAGAGAGAGAGAGAGAGAGAGAGAGAGAGAGAGAGAGGUGUAUGUGCCGCUAUGAAUCUCUGCUAAUAUUAAUGCGCAUGUGUCACGGCUUAUGAACGCGUCACUCAGAUGGAUGGAUGAACUUCUCUUACCAUUCGUAGUGUCUCUGGGCAGCAGAACACAUGGUCAUGAUGAAGAUGGUGGUGGUACUGCUCUCUGUGAUGAUGGUCUUCUACGUGCUCCUGAUGGACGCUGUGGUGGAAAGCACUGCAGAAUUUGAUCCAUAUAAGGUUCUUGGAGUCACCAGAAGCGCAAGCCAAGCAGAAAUCAAGAAAGUAUACAAACGCCUGGCCAAAGAAUGGCAUCCUGAUAAAAACAAAAAUCCUGAAGCAGAAGACAUGUUCAUCAAGAUAACCAAGUCUUAUGAGAUCUUAACAAAUGAGGAGAAGAGAGCCAGCUACAAUCGCUAUCGACAAACAGACAACACUCACCCGUAUUACGGUUUCCACCACUUUCAUGACAACUUCUACUUUGACGAGUCUUUCUUCCACUUUCCCUUUAACAAUAAGGGUGGCCGGGACUUUGCUGACAGCAAGUACACGUUGCAUUUCAACCAGUAUGUCAAUGAAGUUGUGCCUGACAGCUUCAAGAGGCCUUACUUGAUUAAGAUUACCUCAGACUGGUGCUUUAGCUGCAUCCAUAUCGAGCCAGUCUGGAAAGAAACAGUGCAGGAAUUGGAAACUCUGGGGAUUGGAAUCGGUGUGGUCGAUGUUGGUUACGAGCGGCGUUUAUCAAAUCACCUGGGCGCACAUCAGACUCCAUCCAUUCUUGGUGUUGUCAAUGGAAAAGUGUCUUUCUUUCAUUACGCUGUUGUUAAGGGCCACCUGAUGCAGUUCGUAGAGGAUUUGCUGCCACAGAGACUAGUCGAAAAGGUCACAGACAAGAACAACCAAGAGUUUCUGAAGAGCUGGCAUGAGCUGAACAAGCCACACGUUCUCCUGUUCGACCAAGUGCCUUCGGUUCCUCUGCUUUAUAAGCUAACAGCGUUUGCCUAUAAGGAUUACGUGCAGUUUGGAUAUGUGGAUCAAGGUCUUUCUGAGACUGCUGACCUGCUCAGAAAAUUCAAUAUUAACACUUACGCUCCAACCAUGCUUGUCUUCAAAGAGGACGUGGAGAACCCUGCAGACAUUAUACAGGCUAAAGGGAUGAAGAAGCAGAUCAUAGAUGAGUUCAUCUCCAACAACAGGUUCCUACUGGCCCCUCGUCUGGUAAACCAGAAGCUAUUUGAUGAGCUUUGCCCGGUUAAACAGUUCCAUCGACGCAGGAAAUAUUGCGUUCUACUCAUCACUGGUGAGGAAGAGUCCUUCGCCACAGGAAAUGAAGCGUUCCUUUCACUAGCCUCCACUAACACUAAUGAUGUAUUGCGGUUUGCUUACGUCUACCAGCGACGGCAGCAGCCUCUUUGUGAUGUUCUUCUACAGAACAAUGACGGCACACCACCACAGCAGGUGGUGAUUCUGGAGAGGCGUAAUGAAGCUGGUAAGAUCCUGUAUAAGCCAUUGUUGGGAGGAUGGAACGGCAGUAAGGAGGACAAACACAAGCUCCUGGAGGAACUCGAAAGACUUCAGAAGGAUCCCACCAUCCUCAACUAUGACGCCAUUCUGCCAGAGCUCAACAAUGAGUUUGCCACGAUGUUUUUAAUAAGAUGGAUUUACACAGCAUAUGACUACUUGUCUGAAAUUAUGGACGAUCUUCUUCACAAUAACUGGCGUGAGAUGAUGCCCCUUAUGUCUUUGUUAUUCUCUGCACUUUUUAUUUUAUUUGGCACAGUCGUUAUUCAAGCUUUUAGUGACUCAAGUGAAGAAAAACAGCCCAAAGCUAAAUCAAAUGAGAAUGCUAAGACAGAGAACGGUUCACCAAACACCUCCAACACAUCCAGCAGUCGUCCACCAAAGAAGAACUUCGUGGAGGUGACCGAGUUAACCGACAUCACAUACACCAGUAACCUGGUGAAGUUGAGGCCGGGUCACAUUAAUGUAGUUCUGGUACUUACUGAUGCCACGAAGAACAUCCUGCUCAGCAAGUUUGCCAAGGAGGUUUAUUCAUUCACAGGGAGUUUGACGCUACACUUCUCCUUCCUGAAUGUGGAUAAACACGGUGAAUGGAUGACUGCUGUGUUGGAGUACGCUCAGGACGCCGUUCAGAUCGACACGGACGAGGACGAGGUGUCCGGCCGCAAAGCAGAUUACACCGGGUACGUUCUAGCCCUCAACGGCCAUAAGAAAUACCUGUGUCUUUUCAAGCCAGUCUACACAGGUGAAGACUUGGAUAGCAAGCCGGAAGAGGAAGGAGGAGGAUCCCGAUCCAGGAAGGGCAUCACACGCUCCAGAUCCACAACUCUUCAGAUCCACCACAAACUGGAUCGACUCGGGCUCUGGAUGGAGCGACUGAUGGAAGGGACUCUGCCCCGGUACUACGUCCCAGCCUGGCCCGGUCUGGAUAAGAUCACUGUCAAUAAAUAAAGCUAGCAUGCUUUUGCUAGAGCUAAUAACCCAGCUUCACCAAAGGCCUCAGCGAAACCAGACUCGACGCUGCUCAGAGCGCAGAUGAUCGUGAGACGAUUAUACGUAAGAGUUUGCAGAAGUUACUUAAGUUUAGCAGUGUGGAGGAACGGAAAAUGUACGAAGUACUUGAAUCGACACGGAUCGCUGCUCUAAUGGAGGGCUCUACAGUCAGUUUGGUUCUUCUGUAUUUAUUUCAAAGGUCGUUGGUUGAGAGCCAAAAUACUGAUACAGCUAUCCUAGCUUUCAAUUUUUGACAUUUCAUUUCCACAACAUUGCGACAUGCUGCUAGUUUAAAAUAGCUAACAAAAAGUAGCAUAACAACAAACAUGAACACUGUAGAGUUUUUAGUCAUAACUAUGUUUACUCAUGAAAAUGCUGUGAAUUUUUAUGUUUUACAAUUUUAAGAGACACUUUCCCUUUUAAUUUAACCCCUUUAAUCAAGAAAGUACGUUUUUGCUUACAAUAAGAUUUUGUACAUUAACUUUAGUUAAUGCAAUAAAUUAAAUAACAAACAAACAAUACUUUUACAGCAUUUAUUGAUCGUGGAUAAUGUACAUUUUUACAGCACAUAUAUGAAACGUUUUAUAGUGAUUCAUUAUUAUUAAUCGCCUAAUGCAUCAACUAAGUAACGAAUUGCAUUAACUGAUGUUAACCUUAAACUAUGUAAAAAAUUACUUGCAGAAAUGACCAAAAAUUAAUUUUAGGCCAAA
This is a messenger RNA of Pimephales promelas (fathead minnow), 3283 nucleotides long. RefSeq names its product DnaJ heat shock protein family (Hsp40) member C16 (gene dnajc16). The record is from RefSeq and is a predicted model, not a curated record. NCBI's taxonomy places the organism in Eukaryota, Metazoa, Chordata, Actinopteri, Cypriniformes, Leuciscidae.